This is a messenger RNA of Mercenaria mercenaria, 3745 nucleotides long. RefSeq lists its product as uncharacterized. Lineage: Eukaryota; Metazoa; Mollusca; Bivalvia; Venerida; Veneridae. The record is from RefSeq and is a predicted model, not a curated record. The transcript is spliced from 5 exons. Bases 119 to 991 code for a protein of 290 amino acids.
UUAGUUAACGAGGAAUUAUGCAACAAUCCGAAAGCUGAUAAAAAUCAAAGAGUAAAAAUGCGAUUGAUUUCAUGUCAGUUUUCAGUUUGAUUUUAAAACGCUGUCGACCAGAUUUAAAAUGUUCGUAAUAGAGAGCAAAUACAUCCUUGUUUUUGUAACCAUCGUAGCUGGAUGGAUAGCCAGGUUGUCUACGGGAAGUGUCGACGAAGUUAAUUUUAAAGGCUAUGAAAGAGAUAGUUUUACAGACAGCAAGUAUUUCAGACACAUAAACAAUAACGAAAAGAGAAUUGUUCGCUCUGUAACAGGUUCCAGAAAAAAUUGCAAUACUUGGGCUCCGUGGGUAAAUGAGAACCACCCUUCUCCUUCGCAUAAAGAAGAUAAGGAAGUCGUCUCGCAAAGCGAUUUACUUAAUUUUUGCCCUGUGGGAAGUAUCACCAAGUUUGAAUGCAAAGACAACAAUGGCGAACCAUUCAAUAAAAACCAAACAUCGGCCGAAGGGAAAUACUUUACAUCCUGUUACGACAUCCAUGUUGGUGUAAUAUGCACAGUUUUAGACCAUACCUUAAAGCAAUGCCCUGACAUGUCCAUUCGAUAUUAUUGCUCUUGCAAUGCACAUGCAACAAGUUUGUUAUCAGUUGGGCCUUCAAGAACAACCAAAGCUUCUGGUGUGUCUGCAUCUACAACUGUAGCAAUGACACCAAAGUCACUAAAAGUUACAUCGACAUCAGUUACAGGAUCACUCGAUGUAGAGUCAACACGUGCUACUGACACAGCGGCUUUUGACAAGUUAAAGGAUGGGGCAGUAGUAAAUAAACAGACAAUGCUCGACAUAGGAGCUCUGUCUAUACCCUGGUGGGCAUUCGUACUCUUUGUUUCUGGAGUGCUGUUCGUAACCAGCAUGUGCGUGACCGUCUGUCUGUAUAAGAAGGCAACACGUCAAAUUAAGAUGAAACACACAAGCAUGAGUGUACAUCCGCUGAACACCGUGUAGCAUGGCACAGGAGAAAUCUUCACUCCCAAUAUCUGUGAUAAUAUUUCAAGGAACUGAUUUUAUGUCUGUUAUCAUUUGCUUUACAUCGACAUUUUAUUACUUUUAUAUUUUAUAUUUUAACCUAUUAACAAACUAAUAUUAUUCACAGUAUUCCGCUUUGUGAAACAACACAGUCGCUAGAAUAAGAAUAGAAAAUUCUAGUAAAUAAUGUCUCAUAAACUUUUCAAAUCGAUCACGUUUGUCAAGAAACAUAGCCACCCGAGAGGUCACUCUUUCGCAAAGUGAAAACUUAUUUUCUGAAACUGUUAAACCUUUUUUUUAAAAAAAGAUAAACAAAUAUUUCUUUGAUGAAUUUUUACCACGAUUGUUCAAGUUAUUCUGAUAAGACAAAACAUAGUUAUCAGAGAUACAAAAUAAAAUACGCCUCAUAAACAUCUGGUGAGACCUUGGAAUGCUCACCGAGUGACAAUCUACCAGGCGUUUUUCUUUCAUUUAUAAGCGCCAUUUCCCCCAAAACUACUCUUUUUCAUUAGCAACCUUCUACUGUUGAAAGCUACCUUGGGUUGUAAAGGACACGACUGUCGGGGCAUGUCUUGUUUUCCCCUUUAAAUCUCUAUGAAAAAAGUUUGAAUAUCUUUUCUUCUGAAUGUGCACACCAGUUUUCAAAGUAAUUUGGUAGAAAACCUUUUUUGUUUUAUCUGUUUGAACUGUGAAUUUUCUCUAGUACUUGUCGUUACAACUUCAACAUUUAUAAACUUUGCAGUAAAAAAAACAUUGCAAAUUUAGUAUUUAGUUUUCCUAAGUCAAAAGAUAAAAGAUUAGGGUAAAUUUCUCGGAAGCACGGGGCGCCACAAACACAGCCACAGAGCCACGCAUUGCAAAGUAGGCCCACAACAAAAAGAAGCUGUAACGGAAAAAAUAUUUUAGACGGGUUGCUUUAAAAAUCCAACAAGUACAUUUUAAUUUUAUGCGAAAUAUAGAAAAAAGGAAAAAGAAGGGAGUAAGGGGAUUGUUGCAGAUUUUUAACUUGAUAAGUAAAAAUACUGUAAGACAACUUUUCAGUAAGAACAAUGGCAUACUUUCUGCUGUGUUACUAGUUAUGGCCCUUGAUGCAACCUUAUAUAACCGGUUGUGCAUUACGAAUAAUAUGUAUGUUAAUAUACAAAACAUAAAGUUCAAAACAGCACCUCAUCAGCUCCAUAUUAAGCAGUGCAUUUACAUUUUUUUGUUGAUUUUGACUUCAAGCGACACAGUUAUAGGUCACAUGGCAAUUUUCAGAGGAAGAACUAUGGUGUGCCCCUCCAAGUACUAUAUCAUUUCGGGCAUCUGGUAAGAGUGUGUAAAAUGUGUAGGUGAUGAUGAUGUUUGUGUCCGUGUGGUUAAUUCGAUUUAAAAGGUUUCCAUGUAAAUUUCCAUCAGUACCUUAAACGCGGACAAAUAUGUAGAAACCAGUCUUUCUAAAUACGGUCAUGCAGCACAAGGGGUGAAAAACGGCAAAACCUAUUUCAAGGGGACAGUCACAAAAGAAACACGUUAUUACUAGGCUGCACAAUAAAGAGUAAACUUUGCAACAAGGAAUACUUAAAAAUACUGGUAAUUAUGUAAUAAUCAAAGGCUGUUUUGUAAUAUUUUCUGGAUAGGCAAAGUUUUGAUGAGCUAAUUUAUAUAAUUCAUUAUUAUUAUUAUUAUUACUAUUGGUAGUAAUAGUAGUAGUAGUAGUAGUAGUAGUAGUAGUAGUAGCAGUAGUAUGCAAUAUUUCUCUAGCACUCUUUUCAUGCAAAGGUACACAUUCAAAAAUACUUUGCAGAAUACAUUGCAAAAAUACCAUCACUAAUUCAGCACAAAAGUGCCCGUUUACAUUAACAAAGCACGAAUAUAAAAUACAACAUAUACACAUGUAUAGCCAAAACAAGACAAACAUUUAUACAUAUUUAAAAAUAAGUUUGGAAAUCAUUAAUAAAAUCGUCCGUCCAAAAAAAGCGGUAUCAUUAGCUUCGGGUAUGCAUUGUAUUUCUCUUAUUUUCUUUUAUUGAGGUACUUGCUUUUGCCCUGUAUUAUAGAGCCUAGACCUCUUUACCCAAGGGAAACAACUUGUUUGUCAAGUGAAGAGUUUGUUAAUCUUAAAUCAUACCAUGUUACUCCAAUGUAACAGAAAAAUAAUCUUUUUAUUUAUUUUUUUUAAUCACAGUCCACUGACCAAAGGAUUUGCUAAUAUCAAUCUUUAGUAAUUAUGCAUAAUGUUUUCAUGUUUUGAAGUAAAUGCUGUACAUAUUUAAGGAAAUGAAGGUUACCUAGUCAACUAAGUCUACAAUAAUAUUUUAAUAGAAUUGUCUCUAUUUUUCGAAAUAUUUUACCCAGAAAAUUAUCCUUUACUUACUUUUUACCGCCACGAACAUGCUAGUAUUCAAACAUGAACAUUCACACGAUCAUAAGUAUAUUGCUUGGAGUUUAAUCAUAAUUACUUAUUUUUGGAUUUAGUAUAAAGUUGAAACCUUUUCAGUGAGAACUUUUUGUCAUUUUUGAAAGGACUAACGAUAAAGCCACUAAGGUCCAAGAAGAACUGAUGGGGACUGUAGCCGAUUGUGGGUAUCACUCAUAAAAGUUAUUCCACUGCCAUACUUUUCUGUGUUUCUUCAUAUUUUUAAACAAAAGUAAUGCAAUAUUACUUUAUUGCAAAUGACAUAUCUGUCCAAUUACAUAAUUGGUCGAUCGUCAAAUUAAACUCCUUUCUAACAAGUUAAAUGUGUUACUAAC